Molecule: messenger RNA, 1365 nt
Organism: Brugia pahangi
Lineage: Eukaryota; Metazoa; Nematoda; Chromadorea; Rhabditida; Onchocercidae
Source: the annotation of a GenBank genome assembly
AUGAUUACUAUGCAAACAGCUGCUGAUGAUGAUGACAAUAAUGAGGACAUUGUCGGGAUGAUUUGUACUCCAGGACAGAAAUCAUCUACCAAUGUGAUCCACUCAGAUCGCACAGAUACGAUAGUUCCAGCGCAACUUACACUUGCGGAACAAAAUGCACUGCUGCAAACAAUAAAACAGAGCGGUCGAUUGAAAGCGAUACUGAAAGGCAAAAAGCCACCAAAAAUCACACGCGUGAUAACUUACGCUACGUCAGACGAAAUAACUAACGCUGAUUGUUCUGGAAGAGAUGAUCACUCCUUUUCGGAAGAUUUCAAUGGAGAUUUAUUGCUGAAGUUGAUUAGGAAUGGUCCAAAACAAUUUUCGUUCAAAUUUGAAGAAAUUAGAGAAAUUCUCCUUCAAGGAGCUCGAGUCUUUCUCAAAGAACCAACAUUGUUGGAGGUCCCAUUACCUUGUGUGGUUUAUGGUGAUAUACAUGGCCAAUACAGUGAUUUGCAUCGAUGGUUUAAUUUAAAUGGAUGGCCAAGUCAAGUACGUAGCGUAUUUCUUGGUGAUUAUGUUGAUCGCGGCUCACAUGGUAUCGAAGUGGUUGCAUUGCUCACUGCACUUAAAGUUCGUUUCCCCAAUAAUAUUUUCUUGUGUCGCGGUAAUCACGAAGAAGAAUCACUAAAUCGUGCAUAUUCGUUUUAUGAAGAAGUUUGCAUGAGAUUUUCUGAAAAUCUCGAAGGUAGAGAUGGUCGGGCAUUGUAUCCUUACUUUCGAACUUUGUUCAGUAAUUUACCAUUGGCGGUACUUAUUGGUGGUCGAAUUCUUGGGAUGCAUGGUGGCAUUGGACCGAGACUUACUUCGUUGCAGGCAAUCCGAGAAAUUCGACGACCUUUGGAAGAAUUUGAGGUUGGGUCACUGGAAUGUGAUUUGGUAUGGUCAGAUCCUGAUACAUCUCCAGAUCGCAAUGGUUUCCGAAGCAAUUUUGAGCGUGAACCAUUAUAUGGCAUUGGUCAACUAUUUGGAUCUGAUACAGUCCAAAGUCUUUGCAAGAAGCUGGAUAUCGACAUGUUAAUUCGUGGACAUCAGGCACCACUUCAUGGGUAUGCAUUAUUUUCGGAUGGUUGCAUGUUGACUUUGUUUUCGGCUCCAGGAUAUAAGGGCUCAUCAAACAGUGACAUUAAUAUGGGUGCAUCCCUUGAAAUUUCAACCUCAAUGAACAUCUCAAUCAAACAGAUUCAGGUUACUGAGAAAUUUCGCCAGAAACGAAUCACUGACACUGAACAGAGAAAAACAAAAACGAAUGUCACCAGAGAACUCCCUCAAUCACCGGCGAAAAGCAAUGAAUCGAUGUCGCAGUCAACAUCAUCACUUUUUUGA